Purpureocillium takamizusanense is the source of this 2021-nucleotide messenger RNA. RefSeq lists its product as uncharacterized. The coding region runs from base 291 to 1790 and encodes 499 amino acids. Lineage: Eukaryota; Fungi; Ascomycota; Sordariomycetes; Hypocreales; Ophiocordycipitaceae. The record is from RefSeq and is a predicted model, not a curated record. The transcript has 2 exons.
UAACUAGAAGCAUAUUCCACGGCGAGUCAAAACGCUUACUCGUACGUGCGGUCGGUCUCUGGCUGGCGACGACAGCUCCUUGCAACUGAAUACCAACUAAGUUCACUUACUAACCCCUCGCAUAGUCUUUUUUAUCAACUACGGACGCUGGCCGCCAGCGGUGAUACAAAAAGCAACACAUAAUAGAGCUUCCCGUUUUCUGGCGUGGGCUAGUCGGGGACAAAUCCUGGUGUUGCGCGGAAGCCAGUCAAAAACUCAAAAAAAAGGGACCUUUCCCCACGCGUGCGACCAUGGCCUUUCGGCUGGCAGAUCUCCCUCCCGAAAUCCGCCACCUAAUCUGGGGAGCAACCCUCCCGGGGCGCCGCCGAGUCUUCCACGUCAGAGACUGCGUGGCCAAGGUUGUCUACUACCCCAACCCGGGAGAGGAGGAGGAGGGGGAGGCAGAGGAAGAGGAGGGAGGAGGCAACCACGGCGUGCAAGGGCACGAGGAAGAGGACGACGGUGGUAAUGGUGGUGUGGACUCGCCCCGGACGCCGCCGAGCUGGCAUGCACCGGCGUGCCGGGAGGAGGAGGAGCGGACCUUUGACUUUCACAUCCGCCACCCUCCUCCCUCGGCAACCCAAAUCUGCCGCGAGUCCCGCGCCGUGGCCCUAUCGUGGGGCUUCUUUCUCUUUGCGGCCAACAAUGGUAACAGCAGCAGCAGCAGGGUUAUGGUUAGCAACGGGGUUGGUAGCAGCAGCACCAGCAGCAGUAGGGUUACUAGCAACAGGGUUAGCAGCAGCAGCAGGGUUACUAGCAGCAGGUCCAGCAGGUUCAGAAGCAGGUUCAGCAGCAGGUUCAGCGGCGGGUCGCCCGGUCUGUGGUUCAAUCCCCAGCGAGACAUGCUCUACCUUGACCGCAACAUGCGACACCGGAUCAAGGCCGAGCCGCGGCUGCAGCAGCAGCACGCCGUCGCCGUCGCCAACGGCAUGGACAAGGUUCUUCACGUCGGCGUCGAGUGGCGCGCGUGGUUUCGCGACAUUCCGCGGCUGCUGCACGAGGGUGACAACAACGGCGACGACGACGAGCAAGGGGAAGAAGGGCAAGGGGACAACACGGACACGGACAACACGGACAUGCGCAUGGUCGCGCACUGGCGCUCUGCCAUGGAAGCGCUGCUGCUGUGCUGCCCCAGCGCGGGCACCAUCAGCUUCGUGCUCCCGCGCGUGCGCCACGUCGGCGGCGUCACCUUUGGCAGGGAGCCCUACGGCGCGGCGCGGUACCCCUGCGACCUGGCGCCGCUGCCGGACGAGGUCAGGGUGCCGUGGGAAAAGAAGAAGCAGCAGCAGCCGCUGGGGGCCGCCGCGGCUGCCGGGACGGCCGGUGCUGGGCUGGCGCUGGCGGCGCUGUUGGCUGGGGGCGGCAGCAGCAGCAGUGGUGGUGGUAGCACGAGGAGCGCCCUGACGGAGUGGAGGGCUAUCCGACGCGAGAUGCAGUCGGCCCUCGCCUCGCUCGCGUAUGACAAGAAGGGAGCGGAAAUGAUGAGCCGUAGACAUGGAUGGGAGGAGGAGGAGGAGGAGGAUACGAAGAAGGGAAAGGACCGGGCGUUGGUAGCAGCACCGGCGGCGGCGGCAACGCAAGGGGGAAGAAGAAACGGAACAAGGGCAACACCGACUAGUGCUACUACCACCACCACUACUGCUACGACGAGGACGACUCCGACUCCUCCAAAAGUGCAGGGCUGGUGGCUGCUCCGCGCCGGGGCGCCGACCGACUACGAGCAGCAGCAGGUCCGUGAGUUUUUGUCUUGAGUCGGAAAUAGACAGGCAUCGAAUGGGGGAGUCGCCGAAUACGAUACGAUGGCAUUAUGUCGAUGGGAUUGGGCGCGCUGGGCUCCCUGGCCCCCUGGCAGUGCACGACGGGGCUGCGAUGGUCUUGUGUUUGGUGUUGUUGCGGGCGAGGCGGUCGUACAAGCAUAAGGUUGUAUCGCGGCAAGCACAGAUCCCCGUCGCCGCCGCCGCCGGACCUGGACUAGCAGUAGC